Molecule: messenger RNA, 3048 nt
Organism: Klebsormidium nitens
Lineage: Eukaryota; Viridiplantae; Streptophyta; Klebsormidiophyceae; Klebsormidiales; Klebsormidiaceae
Source: the annotation of a GenBank genome assembly
AUGACGAGCACGGAACGGAACUCGGACGCGGAGGCAUCGGAGGCAGUUGUAGACUGGAACAUCGAGUCAGAGCCAGAUAGCGCAUCCGAAGCAAGAGAUGGCGAGAGCUUAGAAAGGAUAGAAUAUGAAGACAGGUCGGUCGAUGUCACCAACUCUGCUGCCUCUCUUGAGGAUUUUCUGGAUGACGCUGACUCGAGCGAUUGUGGGCAGUCCACAAUGUUCUAUGCGGCGCUUGACAAUGCGCGGCGGGUACAGACUGACUCGGCGGAUUUGCUUAACGGCAAAAGGAACUUCCGCAUCGCAAGAAAAAAGAGAAGCCGCAACAAUGACGAGGGUGACGAUGGCGCAGAGCUCGCAAAGAGAAUAUCAGAACAGAAAGAUGAUGGGACCUUACGGAAAGCUGCUGAUAGCAAUGCAGAGCCUCCUCUGGUGCGUUGUUGCCGGGUAAAACUGUCAGCGCCGAGUCAGGAAGCGGAAGCUGGAGAGGAAGCAAACGAGUUGGGCUCCGAGGAUGGGGGUCAACCUGCCGAGUCAAAUGACCGGGAUGACGUUUGUACUGACGACGGUGACGACCCUACUUGGGAUUUGGCCUGGGACGAUGACUGUGAUUGGGAGGAAUUGCGCGCGUACUUCAGCGUCUGCCGCAUAGACCUCCAUGUUGGGGGCAAUUGCAGGGUUCCUGCGUCUCCGGUACCAAGCCCAGUGGGCGGGGCCCCGGCGCAGUCAAGGGCUGAGCCGACGCCGCCAAUCGACCCCAUCCUGGCUGCUGCUCAUUACUUCCACGGCCUUGGCGUAGUAACCGUCACUCACGACCUUCAGGAAAAGCUGCAAAAGAACGGCAAAGUCUGCAAAGCCCCCUCUCACUGGGCGUCCCCCAAAUCCUGGAAAGAGGCAAACCUCAGCAACUGCCUUUCCGAAUUUGCCAAGCCGGGGCGCAACUCUAUUGCCAUCAUUACAGAGGUGUCAGACAUCUAUGCUCUUGAUGUGGAUGUGAAGGACGUCGGCUUUAAAGCGCUCGAGCAGAUACUCAAAGAGCACGGGGGUUUCUUAGAAGACACGCCCCGCCUAACCACCGGGAAUGGAGGGCUACAUAUACUCUUUUCUCUCUCUCAGUCCGAGCAGGCCGGCCUGCGCAACUGCUGCAAUAGAGCCCGAAUUUGCUACAAGGGUCAAGCAGUGGGCAUCGAUGUGCGCGGAAAAGGGGGGAUGCUGUACACUGCACCCAGCAGCUAUGCGGCUCUUGAUGGCACGCUGCGGCGCUACGAGUGGGACCAGGAGAUCUUGCCUGAUCGCUCCAAUCUUAGAGCGGUGCCAGAGUGGCUCGUCUCCAUCCUGAACAACGACAGCGAGGCAACAAGCGGGGGUGUCAAGGUACCUCGGGAGGGGGGCAAAGCCAGCGAGUCGCAUGCUACAUCAUUUGGACCUCCUCGCGAGCUUGAAGAGUCUCAGCAGACCCCCCCAGCAGCAGUCUUGGAGCGCGUCAAAGCUUGCGUGGCGGCUACUGGUGACAACACCUCCCGCUUUGAUCGCCUCAAGGUGGGCGUCUCCGGGCCAAUGUACGUGUUCCGAGUGGACGGCCCUCGACGCUGCCCAUACGGCAAUCACCACGACGGCUUCAACAACUUUAGCGUGUUGGUACGCAAGAGGAACCUGCUCUAUUGCUGCAAUAGCUCGGAGUGCCAGGGUGUCCGUCCUUUACUAAAGAUUGGAGAGCUCACGCGCCCAGAGGCCAUGGCCGGCGGCGAGACCCAAGCUUUUCGUGCCGACCACGUCACUGCAAUAAACGCCCUGCACAAGAGCUUCGUUGAUCACUGGGCUUUUGAGGGCGAUGUUGGCGGCAGCAAAAUUGUUGCUGAGAUGUACGCAAGCUGCGGCAGGUUGUGCUUUGAUGGUGAAAGGUGGCACUAUUGGGACGGGCGGCGCUUUGCAGCGGAUGAGAAAAGUGCAUUCUUUGUGAAGACCGUUCUCAUCAAUCAGCUGAGGAUCGUCUACAAGCGAGUAAGGGACGAGUUGAGUGCAAUGAUUGAGGCAACCCGGGAGGAGGAACAGCGGGAGGCGCUGAAACAGCAGCUGAAGCACCUGCGCACGUACAACAAUAGCCGAGAGAUGGGCAGUACUCUGGAACUCGGGAUCGAAUACCCAACUCCGCUCGUUGAUGCUUUUCUAGGCGACAUCUUCAACCACGACUCUGAGCUGGUGGACUACGUUCGGAAGUUGUAUGGCUAUGCCCUGAAUGGAAACGGGAAGGGGGUACUGAAAGAGGUGCUGCAAGCUGCUACCGGUGAUUACUUCGGCGGCAUGUCUAAGGAUGCAGUGGUUACAGCCCCCGGCCAGAAAUCUUCCUCGAAGAACGCCCCUACCAACUACAUCUACGAGCUGAUGGGCGUGCGGCUUGCCGUCACCGAUGAGACGGCAGAGGGAGAACGAGUGGAUUUGGGGCUCCUCCUAGGAAUGACCGGCGGGGGUAAGACAAAGGCGCGUUGUCUGUAUGGAAAUAACGUAGAGUUCACCAUCACUCACACGCCCUUCGUCCAAACGAAUUACCCGCCCGCAAUGUCUGCAACCGCAAUCAAGGAGAACGUCCUGCGCCGCCUGCGAGUGAUCCCGUUUCCGAACAGCUAUGUUGGCGCCGACACCUUUGAUCCCAAUAAUGCAACCCACCGCCGGCGAGACGACGGACUCAAAGAUCGCAUGAAGGAGGAGGAGUCUCUUCGGCAAGUACUCUCGUGGUUAGCCCGCGGUUCGGUUGAGUGGUAUACUAGUACCGACGGGCUUGGGCGUCCUCCUCAAGCGGUGCAGAGUGCGACGCGUGAAUAUGUGACCGAGGCAGACAAAUUGCAGCUAUUUCUCGACCAGCAUUGUGCGUUCGGAGAGGGGCUUUCCAUCCUACAGGCCGAAUUUGCCACCCUCUAUCGCGAGUUUUCCUCAGAGAGGGUUUCAAAUGAGGAGUUGGCAAGGAGGAUGGAAAAGCAGGGGUUCAAGAGGCUCAAGAACGGAACGCCGCGACAAUUGUAUUAUCCAAAGAUAAGGUGCGAGUACACAUUCUGA